Molecule: messenger RNA, 3489 nt
Organism: Aureobasidium vineae
Lineage: Eukaryota; Fungi; Ascomycota; Dothideomycetes; Dothideales; Saccotheciaceae
Source: the annotation of a GenBank genome assembly
AUGCUGCUCGUCCAUCAAGCCGGCAGCGUCAAGGUAGGAGAGGUGGUGCGGUAUGUCAUGCGACCAAGAACAUCAACGCGCCGAGGUGCAGCUUCUGACCAUCCUGUANGAUUCACCUUGACCUACACCCCGAGCAACGAUCGAAUCCUGCCCAGCCCUUCGCAUCUGCACCUCAAGAUCAAGAACACUUCGGCCAUCCCCCUACGUGCCGCCUACCUUCAUGGUCCCUACAACUUGCACGUCGCCUCGUAUCCCGCCUCAUUCAAUCCCAACCACAAAGUCGAGGACCCGCAANAGGAGGGCGUGCCGGACUUUGAACCACUGCUCAAGGCAGGCUCGAGCUGGUCUACCAAGCUGACUGUUCCCGAGAACAUCCGAGAGACGGGCAACACCUUCGCAUCCGGUCGUCAAAACCGUGCCUCGCAAGAUGCCCAUCGAGACGACAAGAAAGGUCCGCCAAGUGCUACAUGGGUAAUCGAGAUCGCUUCUCAGAUCCUGUUUUCCAACACGGCCGCCGUUCAUUUCGAGCUCUUGGUCGGUCGGGACGAGAGAAGCUUAGACCUCGGAUUUGCAGCCGUCGCUAGCCACGGCCAUGGUAGUCCUGGUCAAAUACACGAUCAUCAAAAGGACAAACGUAGGGACAAUGUUGGCCAACAAAAAGGUCUCUAUUCGCGCGCUGUCAAGCUUGUCGUCGAGGACACUCAAGCACUCUGGGACAAGCCCGCCCUCCCUUUCAACGAUGCCCAGAAACGUCCUCGAUCCUCAAAAGACUCGGUCCGCAAGUCCAAGGAAACGAAGACCAGCACCGAAGAAGCCAAGGAGGAACCUCUCAAGAAGAAAAAGAAGAUACAUCUGGUCGUUCUUACCCAUGGCCUACACAGCAACAUUGGUGCCGAUAUGCUUUACAUGAAGGAGAGUAUAGAUGCUACGGUCAGACAGGCGAGAAUCGAUGCAAGGAACAGAAAGGCUGCCUACAAGAAAUCGCAAAACAAAUCUGCCUCGUCGUCAGAACAGCCAGAUCCGUCAACUGAUGACAAGCCCAAUGAAGAAGCCACUACAGCACCUCUUUCAGGGGGCCAAGAAGAUCUCGAUGAUGACGGUGACGAAGACGAAGAGCAAGUCAUUGUGCGUGGCUUCAGUGGCAAUGCUAUCAAGACCGAANAAGGCAUUCAAUACCUCGGCAAGCGUUUGGCAAAAUUCGUCCUGAACUUCACUUAUCCCGACCAGCCCUUCCAACCAGUCAAAAAAUCCAUGACGAGGUCCUUUACGGAUCAGUUCAAGUCUCAGGCCACUAAGAAUGCCAGAGAUGGCGAGCCUGCACACCAAGGAAGCAGCAUUCACCAUGACGACAGCGGUGCUGACGAGCUUCCUUAUACCUUUACUAGUAUCAGUUUCAUCGGGCAUAGUCUGGGUGGUCUGAUCCAAACAUAUGCAGUUGCUUAUAUCCAGAAGCAUGCGCCGCAUUUCUUCGAACAGGUUCACCCAAUCAAUUUCAUCUGUAUGGCUUCUCCCAUGCUUGGACUGAGCAACGAAAACCCUAUGUAUGUAAAGUUUGCCCUGGACUUUGGCCUUGUUGGACGUACUGGUCAAGAUCUCGGCUUGACUUGGCGGGCUCCCAAUAUUGCGAAAUCUGGUUGGAACGCCAUGAUGGGAGGAUUUGGAGCCGGUACAAAAGAAGAGCACCAAGAAGAUCCAGGAGCUAAGCCUCUUUUGCGUAUCCUCCCCACGGGCCCUGCUCAUACGGUCCUACGCAUGUUCCGCAACAGAACUGUGUAUUCAAACGUUGUCAAUGAUGGUAUCGUACCGCUGCGGACUAGUUGUCUACUGUUCCUCGAUUGGGGUGGUCUUGGUAAGGUGGAUAAGGCACGCCGCGAGAACGGUUUGAUAGGUACAUUGGCCGAGUUUGGAUGGGCUGAGCUUACUGGCGCCAAUGCGCUGCCUAAAGCACUCAAGAAUAAUGGUGUAGGAAGCGCUGCUGGCACCGAAGAUGAAGGCUCUGGUGCCGAUACACCAACGGGAAAACAAGGCGAUGAUGUGCCUCAACCACCAUCGGAAGCGACAAGAGACGACAAUAGAGACUCCACAACUCUCGCUACGGAGCCAACAGCGGGUCAAUUCUUGAAAACGCAGGACCGUGGAAGUGCCGAGCCUUCGACGAGUGCGGCAAACCAAAACCAAAGUGGCGGCCUCUUGAACAGUGUUUUCAGCUUCUUCCGUCCAGGACCUUCACCCGAGCGUCAGUCUUCAAAAACCAUCAAGGCAGUGCGUCGCGGUCAAACUGUUGACGUGAAAGCCAACGAUGAACAUGAAGAUCAACUGGNNGCGAAGAGAUCCACCAAAGAGCUCGUCGGAACAGCAGAGGCAGCCAGCGAUAUUCUUCACCCUCCUAUUCCAUCGACAACCUGGCUCAUCGACCCAGCAUCUCGCGAUCGUACCAUAUUCCACGACAGAAUCUAUCACCCCGAAGACAUUCCGCCGCCUCCAAUGAAGCGUCCCAGUAGACUUGGGCGUUCAUUCUCUUCGGACUCUGCAUCGUUCAGAACAUCUCAGUCUCGCGAUGACGCGGCUUCGAUUGACAUGGGAAAUAUGAAAGUGGAAGAGAAGAUUGCCCGAGCAUACCACAAAGAUCUAUCCUGGCGGAAAGUCUUGGUGCGCCUUGAGCCUGAUGCACACAACAACAUGAUUGUGCGAAGAAUGUUUGCGAAUGCCUAUGGCUGGCCCGUGGUCAAGCAUCUGUGCGACACGCAUUUCGGAGACAACUUUACCGCAACCACUAGAGACGAAGACGAACCAGCUAUCGAUCGUGCCAAAGAUUACUCACAAGCCGAUCACGAGGCUGGUGAAGAGGUCAAAGGACAGAACGAGCAAAAGCCUCUUACAAGACGUGCAUCCGACAUGCGCGAAGACCGGGAUGAAUUGAAACCUCUCCAAGAGAGUACCAGCGGUGCCGUCAAGCACAAACUCAACCCACAAGGUUCUGCUGUAUGGGACGACAUCUAUUUCGAGGGCAGUGACGAUGACGACGAUGAAGAGGAGGGUUACGCAGCUAAGGUCCAGAGAUUUUUACACCUAAACCAAGGUGAAGGUGAUGGUGCGACCUGGGUAGGUGGUGGCGGUGCUCCGAAGAAACAAAGUACCGACAGCACCAUACGUCCUUCCAAAAGACGCGAGUCGACCGAAGUUCAUCGUGGUCUGGGACCCACAAGAAGUCAUGAGCCGUACUCUCCUCGCCUUUCUACAUCUUCAAACAAUGCGCCAAUUUUAUCACCUAGCUCGGCCAGUGGAGUGUUUACUGGCAAGGUGUUGAUGGAAGAACCAUCAAGUAUGGAUGCUGGAGAGAGCAUAUUGAGUAAUGCAAAGCACAACAGUACAGCUAGUGUUGGUCUGCAGAAAAGCGUCAAGGAAGCCGUGUCGCAGCCUGAUAAGAACGCUGAUACCGAGGCAGGUGUCGGUGAGCAAGUCGCUCGGAAAGCAAAUAGAGCCUCGUAG